Lathyrus sativus (Indian pea) is the source of this 579-nucleotide messenger RNA. NCBI's taxonomy places the organism in Eukaryota, Viridiplantae, Streptophyta, Magnoliopsida, Fabales, Fabaceae. The record is from the annotation of a GenBank genome assembly.
AUGUCUGGUGCUGGGAAAUGCUUGAUAGUGACAGGUCCUCCUGGUGUGGGAAAAAGCACUCUUAUUAUGAGAGUCUUCGAUACUCUCAAAGCUUCAAAUCCCACCCUCAAGGUCCAGGGUUUCUAUACUCGUGAAGUUAGACUCGCAGGUGAGAGGGUUGGUUUCGAAGUUGUCACUCUUGAUGGUCGCACAUGCCCACUUGCUUCUUCCACCUUUUCAAGCCAAGAGUCUCAAAGAUGGCCUAAUGUUGGGAAGUAUAAAGUUGAUGUAGCAUCUUUCGAGUCACUAGCACUGCCUGAGUUGCAGGUUAGAGAAGACACUGAUCUUUUCAUCAUUGACGAAGUUGGUAAGAUGGAGUUAUACAGUUCGUCAUUCUUCCCUGCAGUUCUAAAAGUUUUGGAGUCAAAUAUCCCAAUUUUGGCUUCCAUUCCAGUUCCAAAAUUUGGCAGAGAUAUAACUGCAGUUGCAACAUUGAGGAAUCAUCCAGGAGCAUCUUUGUUUACAUUGAAUGUUAGUAACAGAGAUGCUGUUCAAGAACAGAUACGCUCACUUCUGGAAGAUCUGUUGAUAAAGCACUAG